Messenger RNA from Aspergillus sclerotioniger CBS 115572, 843 nucleotides. RefSeq names its product phytanoyl-CoA dioxygenase family protein. The record is from RefSeq and is a predicted model, not a curated record. The annotation marks the transcript as partial. The transcript is spliced from 2 exons. NCBI's taxonomy places the organism in Eukaryota, Fungi, Ascomycota, Eurotiomycetes, Eurotiales, Aspergillaceae.
AUCAUCACGAACUUCCCCUAUGCGGAGACAGCCAAUGCAGAGGUGCAGCCAUACCUCGAUGCUGACAAGCCUUGGAAUGGUGAUCUCUUUCCCCCAGAAACCCGUCGCUGUGCCAAUCUCGCGGGGCGCAGCCAGACGGCCCGAGAAAACUGGCUGAUUGACCCGCUCAUCCGCACUUUGACGGCCCAUUUUGUGGAUAAAACCACCACCAACUUCUACGGGGAGACCAAACACACGUACACAAGUGAGGCCAUUUGUUCCAUCGCAAUAACAUUCGACAUCGGCCCCGGAGCCAAGGCACAGCGACUUCACCGAGACGAUAAGAACUUUCAUGUUGAUCAUGAAGAUCAGCGAGCUACCGGGUAUCGGGUUGGGUCGGAUGUGAUGAUGGCCUUCAUGGUUCCCGGGGUGAAGACCACGGUCGAGAAUGGCGCCACCAUCGCCAUCCCCGGCAGCCACCUCUGGGGAUCCGACCGGGUGCCCAAGGUUGACGAAGCAGUGGCGGCGGAGAUGGAUCCGACUGAGUGUUGGGUGAUGCUUGGAGGACUGUACCAUGUGGGCGGGGCAAAUGUCACACAAAGCGAACGACGGGCGGUACAUGGCAUGUUCUUCACGCGCGGGUUUCAUCGACAGGAGGAAAACAUCUAUCUUGCGAAUACCGCUGCCGAGGUGUUUUCUUGGUCUCCUGUAGCCCAGAAAGUAAUGGGAUACGAGCUGUCUAGUCCGAACAUCGGGUUUGUCAAUUUCCAGACACCGUUGCAGUAUCUGCGGGGAGAGGGGGUCGGCGACGCUUUCGGGGACUUUGACCCUUCGCAGGAGAAGCCAAAUGGAGAAACACCGUGA